Molecule: messenger RNA, 6968 nt
Organism: Esox lucius (northern pike)
Lineage: Eukaryota; Metazoa; Chordata; Actinopteri; Esociformes; Esocidae
Product: protein tyrosine phosphatase receptor type D
Exons: 47
Coding region: 718-6609 (1963 amino acids)
Biological process (GO): protein dephosphorylation
Molecular function (GO): protein tyrosine phosphatase activity; protein binding
Source: RefSeq, a predicted model, not a curated record
CUCUCCAGCUAUUGCUGCCAGGAGCAGUGUGUAGUACAAUUUGACAGCAGCAGCGCUGGCUUUCUAAAGAAAGCUUAUCUCUCACUUUUCUGUAUGUCUCAUUACUGCUCUCAUUGUCUCUUUCAACAACGAGAAACGGAGCAGUACACUUGGGGCCUGUAUUUGGAAUAAGAAAGCCUUGCUGUUUUCUGACUGGAGAGAAGGAAGAUAAGACUCCUCUGGAUUUCCUAAGGAAUUUUGUCUGGACGCUUUGUUACCGUGGCUAUUGAAUUCAUCAGCUGGGGUAUAUAAUGUGACCGACCGUUCCACACUAGGGAAAUUCUGGAGGAGUUCUGAUUCUUUUCUUUUUUCCGGUCUGAAGCAGCGUUCGUCAUCAAGGGUUCCAAACAGGUGGAGGUAUUGGGGGCGUUGGUCAGACUGGUGGUGUUGGCAAGGAGCAAGCUUGGUCAUCAGGCAGAAUGUUGGCACCUGUAUGAGUGGAACAGAGGAGCCUCAGUUCUGGUUCUCUUUCCUGAGACGACAACCACAGGAUGGAGGCUUAAUAGGAGGUCUCAGGAGAGAGAAUGUUCCAUGACUUUCACACCUUCAACCUCAAGCUCUUGAAUCAUUGGGGGAGUUGCUUGGGUGCUGAAAGGCUGUGAAUAUCCUGCAUCUGAGAAAUCAGACCAGACUGACUCACAGAUCUCUGUGAGCCAGCACCACUGAGGCUGCCAAAGCAUGCUGGUGCCAAGCUGUCCCAUGAUGCACGUAGCCAGACCCGCGCUGCUCGUCCUGAGUCUACUCCUCCUCCUCGCCGACGCUGAAACACCGCCAAAGUUUUUAAGAACCCCCAAUGACCAAACGGGCGUGCAAGGAGGCGUGGCGUCCUUCAUCUGCCAAGCAACGGGAGACCCGCGCCCUAAGAUCGUUUGGAACAAGAAGGGGAAGAAAGUCAGCAACCAGAGAUUUGAGGUAGUGAUUGAGUUCGAUGACGGCUCUGGCUCUGUGUUGAGAAUUCAGCCCUUGCGCACGCCCCGAGACGAGGCCAUUUACGAGUGUGUCGCCUCCAACACAGUUGGAGAGCUAAGUGCAACAACGAGGCUCACUGUUUUACGUGAGGACCAACUCCCCCCUGGUUUUCCUACCAUUGACAUGGGCCCCCAGCUGAAAGUGGUAGAGCGAACACGCACGGCCACCAUGCUUUGCGCUGCCAGCGGCAACCCAGACCCAGACAUCUCCUGGUUCAAAGACUUCCUGCCAGUCAACACAACCAACAACAAUGGACGCAUCAAACAGCUCAGAUCAGAAUCCUUUGGUGGUACACCAAUAAGAGGAGCCCUCCAGAUUGAGCAGAGUGAAGAGUCUGACCAGGGGAAGUACGAGUGUGUCGCCACCAACAACGAUGGAACACGAUACUCUGCUCCCGCCAACUUAUAUGUCAGAGAGCUGCGAGAAGUGCGCCGCGUGCCCCCGCGGUUCUCCAUCCCGCCAACGGACAACGAGAUCAUGCCAGGCGGCAGUGUCAACAUCACCUGCGUGGCUGUGGGCUCCCCCAUGCCCUAUGUCAAAUGGAUGCUAGGCGCCGAAGACCUGACGCCCGAGGAUGACAUGCCCAUUGGGCGAAACGUCUUGGAGCUCACUGACGUCCGCCAGUCCAACAACUACACCUGCGUGGCCUUGUCCACCCUGGGGGUCAUCGAGGCCGUGGCCCAGAUAACGGUGAAAGCCUUGCCCAAGCCUCCCGGUGUGCCUGUGGUGACGGAGCGCACGGCCACAAGCAUUACCCUGACGUGGGAUUCUGGCAACCCCGAGCCUGUCUCCUAUUACAUCAUCCAGCACAAGUCCAAGUUCUCGGAGGACACGUACAAGGAGAUUGACGGCGUGGCCACCACGCGCUACAGCGUGGGCGGCCUCAGUCCCUACUCGGACUACGAAUUCCGGGUGGUGGCGGUGAACAACAUCGGGCGCGGGCCGCCCAGCGAAGGCAUCGAGGCCAAGACGGCCGAGCAGGCGCCGAGCACGGCGCCCAGGCAGGUCAGGGGUCGUAUGCUCAGCGCCACAACUGCCAUCAUCCACUGGGAUGAACCAGAGGAAGCCAAUGGUCAGAUUAUGGGCUACCGUGUCUACUACACCAUGGACUCUACCCAGCACGUCAACACCUGGGAGAAGCAAAUAGUGCGUGGGUCCAACUUCCUCACCAUUCAGGGACUCAUCCCCAACAAGACAUACUACAUUAAGGUCCUGGCCUACACGUCUGUGGGUGAUGGACCUCUUUCUGCAGAUCUCCAGAUCAUUGCGAAAACGGGAGUCCCCUCUCAACCGACUGACUUCAAAGGGGAAGCCAAAUCCGAAACAAGCAUACUUCUGUCAUGGAUCGCUCCUGCACAGACCGGACAAGAUAAUCAAAUCAUGGGAUAUGAACUUUUGUACCAGAAGGGGGAUGACAAGGAGGAGAAACGGAUCAGCUUUGAGCCGACCACCACCUACCUGCUGAAGGACCUGAAACCUUUCACUACCUACACGUUCCAGCUAGCCGCGCGCAGUAAGCAUGGCAUCGGGGCCUACACCAACGAGAUCUCAGCUGAAACCCCCCAAACACUGCCUUCUGGCCCGCCUCAAGAUGUAAAGUGCUCUAGCCCAAGCUCCACCAAUAUCCUGGUAAGUUGGCGGCCUCCCCCUUUGGAGUUACAGAAUGGGAUCAUAACUAAGUACGCCAUCCAGUACACCGCCACUGAAGGGGAGGACACCACCACUCGACAAAUAUCCAACAUCCCUCCAGAAAGCUCCCAGUACCUCUUGGAACAUUUGGAAAAAUGGACUGCCUAUCGUGUGACUGUGACUGCUCACACGGAUGUGGGUGAAGGACCUGAAAGCUUACCACAACUGGUCCGCACCGAGGAGGAUGUUCCCAGUGGCCCGCCUCGUAAAGUCGAGGUGGAGACUGUCAACUCAACAUCAAUAAAAGUCAUCUGGCGCUCACCGAUACCCACCAAGCAGCACGGGCAGAUCCGAGGCUACCAGGUGCAUUAUGUCAGGAUGGUUAAUGGGGAGCCCGUGGGACAGGCGGUCAUCAAGGACAUUUUAAUCGACGAUGCGCAGUGGGAAUAUGACGAUUCAGCUGAACAUGAAAUGGUCAUUACAGAGCUGCAGGCUGAGACCACGUACUCUGUUGCUGUGGCAGCCUACACAACAAAGGGAGACGGAGCUCGCAGCAAGCCCAAGCUGAUCACCACCACUGGCGCAGUGCCUGAAAAACCCAGACUCAUGGUCAGCCCUACCAACAUGGGCACUGCCCUCCUACAGUGGCACCCCCCAGCAUUAACCCACGGUGCCCUGCAAGGGUACCGCCUCCGCUUCGGCCGCAAAGAUGUCGACCCCCUGACCAUCAUCGAAUUCCCAGAGCGAGAAAACCACUACACCACCAAAGAAAUCCACAAGGGGGCAUCAUACACCUUCCGCCUCUCCGCCCGCAACAAGGUGGGCUUCGGCGAGGAGACGGUCAAAGAGAUCAGCACCCCGGAAGAUGUGCCUAGCGGGUUCCCGCAAAACAUUGCCGCCGAGGGCGGCACCACCACCACCAUUCAGGUGAGCUGGAGACCCGUGUUACUGGCGGAGCGCAACGGAGUCAUUGUGAAGUACGCCCUGCAGUACAAGGACAUCAACAGCCCUCGGAGCCCCUCGGAACUCUUCAUCACUGCCCCGGAGUCCACUGUAACUCUUGACGGCCUCAAGUCGGACACCACUUACGAUAUCAAAAUGUGUGCCUUCACCAGCAAGGGCUCUGGCCCCUAUAGCCCCAGUGUCCAGUUCAGGACACAGCCCUUGGAUCAAGCAGUGUUUGCAAAAAACUUUCAUGUGAAAGCCGCCAUGAAGACAUCCGUGCUUCUCACUUGGGAGAUCCCAGACAACUAUAACCCAGCUCAGCCAUUCACAAUUCUCUAUGACAAUGGCCAGAGCGUAGAGGUGGACGGCAAGCUCACCCAGAAGCUUAUCACGGGUCUGCAGGCCGAGACGCAGUACUCCUUCCUGCUAACCAACCGGGGAAACAGUGCCGGUGGUCUCCAGCACCGUGUCUCCACCAUGACUGCCCCGGACAUUCUGCGCACCAAGCCGUACCUGAUCGGCAAGACCAACCUGGAUGGCAUGGCCAUUGUGGAGCUGCCCUCAGUUCAGACUUCAGAGAAAGUCAGAGGAUACUACAUAGUGGUUGUGCCUCUGAAGAAACAGCGAACAGGAAAGUUUGUUAAACCAUGGGACAGCCCAGAUGAGAUGAACCUUGAAGAGCUUCUAAAAGAGAUUAACCGAACAAGCCGAGGCCUUCGCUUCCGGAGGCAAGCUGAGCCCAAAGCCUACAUCGCUGCCUACUUCAAAGACCUUCCCACUGAGUUCACUCUGGGAGACACCAAGAUGUAUGGUGACUUUGAAAACAAGCAGCUUGCAAACGGCCAAGAGUACAUAUUCUUUGUGCUUGCUGUCCUCGAGAUCUCUGAAAAUACCAUGUACGCCACCAGCCCCUACUCUGACCCUGUUGUGUCAGCUGACCUUAACCCCCUGCCAGUCAUUGACGAGGAGGAGGGACUUAUCUGGGUGGUGGGCCCAGUGCUCGCCGUCGUCUUCAUCAUCUGCAUUGUCAUAGCCAUCCUUCUGUACAAGAGCAGCAAACCAGAUAGUUUGACAUCACAGCCAAAUGUACACACUGGUCCGGAAAGCACUAUACCAUACCGGAAAAGGGCAGAGUCCGAAGCUAGAAAAGGAAGUCUGCCUAACAGUAAAGAGAUGCCUUCUCAUCACCCCACCGACCCGGUUGAGUUACGACGCAUGAAUUUCCAGACACCUGGCUCAGGUGACCGUGGUUACCCCAGUAAUCUCCAUUCGUCAAGCAUGGCCAGCCACCCGCCAAUCCCCGUCCUUGACCUGGCUGAUCACCUGGAGCGAUUAAAAGCCAACGACAACCUGAAGUUUUCCCAGGAAUACGAGUCCAUCGAUCCUGGGCAGCAGUUCACUUGGGAACACUCCAACCUGGAAGUCAACAAACCAAAGAACAGAUAUGCUAACGUUAUAGCAUACGACCACUCCAGAGUGCUACUAUCGGCUAUUGAUGGUAUACCUGGAAGUGAUUACAUCAACUCCAACUACAUUGACGGCUACAGGAAGCAGAAUGCGUACAUCGCCACGCAGGGCGCGCUGCCUGAGACGUUUGGCGACUUCUGGAGGAUGAUCUGGGAACAGCGGAGUGCCAACAUUGUCAUGAUGACCAAGCUGGAGGAGAGAUCCAGGGUAAAAUGUGACCAGUACUGGCCCACUAGAGGAACAGAGACCUACGGUUUAAUCCAGGUGACGCUGUUGGACACAGUAGAGCUGGCCACAUACUGUGUCAGGACAUUUGCACUUUAUAAAAACGGUUCCAGUGAAAAGAGAGAGGUGAGGCAGUUCCAGUUCACGGCCUGGCCGGACCACGGGGUGCCCGAGCACCCCACUCCGUUCCUGGCCUUCCUCAGAAGAGUGAAAGCCUGCAAUCCCCCAGACGCUGGGCCGAUGGUGGUGCACUGCAGCGCCGGCGUGGGCCGCACAGGCUGCUUCAUCGUGAUCGACGCCAUGCUGGAGCGCAUCAAGCACGAGAAGACGGUGGACAUCUACGGCCACGUGACACUGAUGCGCGCCCAGCGAAACUACAUGGUGCAGACGGAGGACCAGUACGUGUUCAUCCACGACGCGCUCCAGGAGGCCGUCACGUGUGGCACCACCGAAGUGCCCGCCCGAAACCUCUACGCCUACAUCCAGAAGCUGACCGCAGUCGAGGGCGGAGAGAAUGUCACGGGCAUGGAGCUGGAGUUCAAGCGCUUAGCCAACACUAAAGCCCAUACGUCGCGAUUCAUCAGUGCCAAUCUCCCCUGCAACAAGUUCAAGAACCGCCUUGUGAACAUAAUGCCAUACGAGUCCACGCGAGUGUGUCUUCAGCCCAUUCGAGGGGUGGAGGGCUCCGACUACAUCAACGCCAGUUUCAUUGAUGGUUACAGGCAACAGAAAGCAUAUAUUGCCACACAAGGGCCACUAGCAGAGACUACAGAGGACUUCUGGAGGAUGCUCUGGGAGCACAACUCCACCAUCGUGGUCAUGCUGACCAAACUCCGAGAAAUGGGCAGGGAAAAAUGCCACCAGUACUGGCCAGCAGAGAGGUCGGCCAGGUACCAGUACUUUGUGGUGGACCCCAUGGCUGAAUACAACAUGCCUCAGUACAUCCUGAGAGAGUUCAAAGUGACUGAUGCCAGGGACGGACAGUCGCGGACAGUAAGGCAGUUUCAGUUUACAGACUGGCCCGAGCAAGGAGUGCCAAAAUCGGGAGAGGGCUUCAUCGAUUUCAUCGGUCAAGUGCAUAAAACAAAAGAACAGUUUGGCCAAGAUGGGCCUAUUUCUGUCCACUGUAGUGCGGGCGUGGGUAGGACUGGAGUCUUCAUCACCCUCAGCAUCGUACUAGAGAGGAUGAGGUACGAGGGUGUGGUGGAUAUCUUCCAAACGGUGAAAAUGCUCCGGACACAGAGACCGGCCAUGGUGCAAACAGAGGAUCAAUAUCAAUUCUGUUACAGAGCUGGCUUGGAAUACCUUGGAAGCUUUGACCACUAUGCAACGUAAGAGUCCCUGUCCUGGAGGAAAAGCAGAAGGCCCUUGGACAAUCCCAGCGAGCCUCUCUUCUGAGCCAUAAUUUCCUGCUUGUGAAAGUACUUCUUAACUCCUAGAUAAAGACUCAAUUAAGUGUUGGAUGUGAGACAGAAACAUGUCAAAAAAAUAAUAAAGAUGAUUCCUGGAGGACCAAGUGUUUCACAAAUCCCAUGGAACUCACCCAUGACACGGGAAAAGUGAGAGGGAAUUCUGACUGUUGAAGCAUCUUAUGGAAAAGUGAGAGGGAAUUCUGACUGUUGAAGCAUCUUAUGGAAUUAUUUUAUUUUCUGUUGCUUCAAGGAUUCUUCUUGGGUAAAAAAAAAAAAAAAAAA